Messenger RNA from Guyanagaster necrorhizus, 918 nucleotides. RefSeq lists its product as uncharacterized. NCBI's taxonomy places the organism in Eukaryota, Fungi, Basidiomycota, Agaricomycetes, Agaricales, Physalacriaceae. The transcript is spliced from 5 exons. The record is from RefSeq and is a predicted model, not a curated record. The coding region runs from base 1 to 918 and encodes 305 amino acids.
AUGACUCUCCACCGUCGGAGUCUCCAAUUUGCCAAAAAGUUGGGACGUACUGACCCUCUCGAAACGGGCGUCGUUGUUAGUACAAUCAAUCGCUCAGGCGUUGGACUUGUAACCACCACCGUCCCUGCGUUGAUGUUACAUUCCCAUUCGUCUUCUACGCCGUCCAGUCUGUCGCCGCCAAGUGCUAAUACUCAACUUCCCACGCCGCCUCCGGAGGCGACGACUGAAGAGAUGAACCCUAUGAAGCCGAUGUCGUUGGCGCGCACUCCGGAAGGAAAGGGAGACGAUGCGUGGAACUGGCCGCCGUCCAGGGAACUUUCCUCUGUCGUUCUUUCCUGGUUUCGCUCACUUCAAGCGCGUUUGCCCAUCUCAUUUAGGUUUUUCAAGAGUUUCAACAAUGUAGACCACGUCAUGGCCGCUCCAUGCGGCAAGAAUCGCCUAUCAUAUACCCCUGCUUACCUUCAUGAGCAGCCUACUUCCGCCGUGGACGAGAGCCUCCCGAAGGGAGCUCACCUCUCGCUCUCUCCUCGCUUCCUCGCCCCGCCUCAGCAACAGCAGGAGUCGGAGUCGGAGUCGGAGUCGGAGGGUGACAAGCCCGUCAUCGGAGUCGUAGUUGAGAAGAGGCCGACUUUCUUGAAGAAGCUCAAGGCCAAACUCCUUCGGAGGAUGCGAUCGACCGACCCUCUGAGCGCAGCGCCGGGGUGUAACGGUAUUUCAGCAGCCGCGGGGCGAGGUGCAGCGCAUCAAUGCGGUCGGUAUUAUCGUGACUGUGUGUAUAGGGAGAGUGCGUGUUCGACGUUGUCUGUGGAGCUGAAAGCAUGGGUGUGCAUGGGUGCCGACUUGGGAUUGGUCACUCAAGGAGGUUUCGGCGUGGUGCAACCGUUCCCCUUUGAGCGUUCAUCCCAAGUUGGGUGUUGA